AGCCCUGCAGUUGUGCUGGAGGAGACCCAUGUGGAGGGGCUGGUACAUUUUGUCCCAGUAGGACCACUUGUCCAGCAUGUGAGCUGAUGUCUAAACAUAGGAGUCAAACACUUAGCCUGGAGCAACUGAUGCCUAUAUUUUUCCUGGUCAGAGCUGCAUGUCCAGGGAAGGACAUGGCGCAUCUGGGCUGCAGGACACGCAUGAGCCCUUCUGCCCUAAUCAUCCAUCACUGUAGAAGACAGGACAGUAGGUGGGAUGAACCUUCAGUGGGUCAUCUUGACUGUUUUCCUAUUUCUUCACUGUGGAGAAACUUCUAUAAAUCUAGUUUAUCCUUUCUGAGCUGGAGAUGAAGGACCUCACUUCUCAGGAGCUUUGCCCAGUGCUUCCCAUUUCAUCCAUGCUCAGCCAGGGUGGAGGCUGCUCUUCCUGCUCCUUCAGCCCCUAAGCAAGAGUGCCUGUACAUCUGAGUUACAAUGGGCAAGAUGGACACCACCUCUGUCGAGCUGAGCUCUCCGUCCAAGGUGAAGCAGGCAGCCCUGGAGGAGUCAGAUCCCAGUGCCUCCAAGGCCGUGAGCACCGAAAAGAAGGAGAUCCCAGACAGAGGCUCCUGGAAGGGGAGAUUUGACUUCUUGCUGUCCUGCGUGGGCUAUGCUAUUGGGCUAGGCAACGUCUGGCGCUUCCCGUAUCUCUGCGGCAAGAAUGGAGGAGGGGCUUUCCUCAUUCCCUAUUUCCUGACACUGGUGUUUGCUGGGAUUCCUCUCUUCCUGCUGGAAACUGCCCUGGGACAGUACACCUCUGUUGGCGGACUGGGAGUCUGGAAAUUAGCACCUAUGUUUAAAGGAGUGGGGCUGGCAGCUGUAGUUCUCUCCUUCUGGCUGAACAUCUACUACAUUGUCAUCAUUGCCUGGGCUCUCUACUAUCUCUUCAACUCUUUCACCGCAGACCUGCCAUGGCAGAGCUGUGGGAAUGCCUGGAACACCAACCGCUGCUUCUCCAACUUCUCCCUGACCGACACCACCAACCUCACCAGUGCCGUCACCGAGUUCUGGGAGAGGAACAUGCACCAGAUGUCCGAGGGCCUGGGGGAGCCCGGCACCAUCCGCUGGCCCCUGGCUGGCACACUGGCCCUGGCCUGGCUCCUGGUCUACUUCUCCAUCUGGAAGGGUGUGGAGUGGACGGGCAAGGUGGUGUAUUUCUCAGCCACCUACCCCUACUUCAUGCUUUUCAUCCUCUUCUUCCGGGGAGUCACGCUGCCGGGAGCCAAGGAGGGGAUCCUCUUCUACCUCACGCCCGACUUCAGGAAGCUCUCCAACUCUGAGGUCUGGAUGGAUGCAGCCACACAGAUCUUCUUCUCUUAUGGCCUGGGGCUGGGGUCUCUGAUUGCUCUGGGAAGCUACAACACUUUCCACAACAAUGUCUACAGAGACUCUAUUAUUGUCUGCUGUAUAAACUCCACCACAAGCAUAUUUGCUGGAUUUGUUAUUUUCUCUAUUGUUGGCUUCAUGUCACACAUCACAAAGAAGUCAAUCUCAGAGCUGGCCUCCUCAGGCCCUGGACUGGCUUUCCUUGCCUACCCCCAGGCUGUUGCACAGCUGCCCCUGUCCCCGCUCUGGUCGAUCCUCUUCUUCUCUAUGCUGAUGAUGCUGGGUCUGGAUAGUCAGUUCUGCACCGUGGAAGGGUUCAUUACAGCUCUGAUAGAUGAGUAUCCUCAUCUCCUGAGAGCCAGGAAGAAGGUCUUCAUCGCUGUAGUCUGCCUCAUCUCUUAUCUCAUUGGAUUCUCCAACAUCACCCAGGGUGGCAUUUAUGUCUUCAAGCUGUUUGAUUACUACUCAGCCAGUGGCAUGUGUCUUCUCUUUCUUAUCUUCUUUGAGACCAUCUCAAUUUCUUGGUGUUACGGUGUGAACAGAUUUUACAACAAUAUUGAGGAAAUGAUUGGCUACAAACCAUGCAUCUGGUGGAAGAUCUGCUGGGCCUUCUUCACUCCUCUUGUCUGCCUGGGUGUGUUCUUCUUCAGUGUGGUGGAAAUGACCCCUCUGACCCUGGGAAAAUACAUCUAUCCUGUGUGGGGGCAAGGCAUUGGUUGGCUUAUGGCUCUGUCCUCCAUGGUACUGAUUCCAGGAUACAUGCUGUACUGUCUCUUCACCUCAACGGGGACUUUCUGGCAGCGUUUGCAGCAGAUGACACAGCCCAAGACAGACGGGCAGGCUCAGAACAACGGCCUUCGACCAAAGAUGUCCUUUAAUGGGAGAGUCUCGGAUGCCGCCGUCUAGGAGGAGAGCCUGGACCUCCUUGCCCUGCCCUGUAGCUGCUCAUGCCACGUUGUCCCUUGAACUCCUCCAGCACAGCUUACUGUCCCUGGCUCUGUGGUGGCUUUCGCUUGUCAGAGAGAGGGACCCGGCAGAGGAACCCUCAUGCAUCUCUUCCUCCCAGCCCAGCUUAUCAAGGCACUGCACGAGCUGCUGCCAGGGCAUUGUGCAGUGAACAUCCUCAUCCUGCAACAUUCUGGUCCAGGCUCUCAGGGAGGAGCUGCUGAGGCCCAGGUCUUCCUCCCCCUGAUGAGAGGAUGCUGAUCCUUAGACUGAUCACCCGUGGUACCUGUGCACACACAGUGUGACUCAUUGCAAAUUAGUUUCUCCCCUCCCCUGGAAACCUGACAGCUUCGCCAGGUCUGCUGGCCUGCCUUCCUGCUGGCUCACACUCCCAGGCUCAGCUCAGAGUCAAUGAAUUCAUAAAUGAGUGUCUGAGGAAAGGUAUGUCCUGCUCAUGCUGUGGGGCUGUGACAUGAUGCAGGUUGGCCCCAUGCUGCCCAUCCCUGGGACCAGCUGGCACAUGGGUCCAACCUGCUCUUCUGCCGGUCUCCCACCCUGAGGAUUGGUAGCAUAAAGAGGAAAGAAGUCAUAUGGUGAUUAUAGAUGAAUUUGCUCACCUUUGGGGUAGGGUCCCCUGCCAGCUCACCAGUUCGUCUCGAUUGACAUUGCUUUAAAUGUGUUUGUACAUGAUGUAUGUGCUGUGUCCUGGCUCUUAGUGGUUGUUACUGCCAGGCCUUGAGUGCAUGUUUUGCUGUCUCCAGCACCAUGAGCUGAGAUCACGCCCUGUCCUGCAUCUAAUCAUUAGGGUGUUUACGUCAAAAAAAUCACAGCUGUUAAAUGGACGUGAGGAAAUGUGGAAUUUACAGGCUUGAUCUUGUAAAGCCGAAAGCCAAACACUGAAAGCUGCAAUCAUAGUUCAUCACAAUUAAUCUCAGCCGGUCACAGACAUGUCAUCUUUACUUGUCCUGUAAUUGCAAGCACUAGUGUAGCUGAAAUUUUCUAUUUCACUUUCACCUAUUUUUAUAAAACAUGGGAUAAAGGAAACCACUCCUUAUAUAUAUGUCCUUUAAGAGGGACAUCUGUGUUGAAAACAGGUAUUAACCUCUGAUCUUUGCAGUAAUGACCUUUACUAGAAACCUGCUUUUGCCUCUGCAUCCAGGUCACAUAACCACUCUCCCCUUAAAUUCAGACUAAGAGUUGCAUAGGUGGGUGAUGGGCAAAGGAGUCAAUUCUUGAACGAAGCCUGAAAACCAUUGAAGACCCCAAUUUUUCCAACUUUAUUGGGGCAGCUCAGGUCUGAGGUAGAACAAAUCAGUGGUAAUUUUUUAAACUCUUGGCUAAAGAGCUCUGUUGCAGAGAGAGCUGUUCAAAGGGCUUUACUGUCCAGGUUUGUCCUCCAGGGAAGUGGAGAAGGAAGGGUGCAGAAAACAAAGUCCCUUCCCUGGUGGCUCAGGAAAUCCCUAAAUCUCCAGUUACUUUUUUUUGCUGGGGUUUUACUCCCAUCCUCACUCUGACUUGUUGGCCUUACGUGUGGCCCAUGCAGAAUAUCACUCUAGGUGUAGUAGCAGGGGCUACCCCAUGCAUGGGCUGCUCAUAAUAACAUUUGAUGAGAGUUAACCAUUUGCUUAGUUUUCUGCCUGUGAACUUCUCCUUUGCUUUCCCUUCUGCCCUGCUUCUUUUUGUUCAUUUACCUCACUGCUUCCCCAGUAUCAUCCAUCCAGUGUAAAUUAUCUACCUCAGCUUGCUUCUUCCUGCUUUUUUGCUUCCACUACUGUCAAAUUACAGUUCUCCCUCUCUUCUCUUCUCCUUUUUAUUCUUUCUCAUUUAUAUCUCACUGUAUUAUUACCAGCCUCACUUCCAAGUUUCUCAAGGGCACUCUCCUUCCAGCCUUAUUACUUAUUCCUGCAUGCCUGUGGCUCAGCCGCUCACUGUGCACGCUCUCAACCCUCUGCCUGACGGAAGCUGGAGCUCAGGACCCCACAGAGGAGCUCAGCUUUUUGCCAUAUCUGGUCCCUAAGAAGCAAUUUCCAUCCCAAUAUCAAAAUUAUAAUGAAGUUCCAGCUGUCUUCUUGUCCUCUUUGCACCAGAAAGACCUGUGCCAAGCAAUGAUAUCUCUUGAUGUUACUAGAAGAGGUAUUUCAACCCAUAUUCCACCAGUCUCUGCAGAACUGUGCCUGUUCUGUAAGAUUUCGUUGCCUUUCCUCUUUUUGCACUGCUUUUUUCCCCACCAGGAAUGUUUGAAUUUGCAAAGUCUGGCAUUUGUAGCCUUGCAGGGAGGAAUCUGUCCUUAGUUAAACUCUGUCUGAUACCCUUUUGCAGCAUUUGAAACUCAUCCCAUCCUUAGUGCCAGAAGAGCCUUCCCACCUCCAUCGCAUGCAGGAUUCCCAUCUAGAGAGACAGCAGGGAAGGGGACAGCCCCUUGAGCUCAUCCCAUGCCUCAGAAAUGCCACUGUGAGCAGGUCCAGUGAAGCAGCCAUAUCUGUGUGUUGGCUUUUUGACGUCAGGCUUCGAACACCAUCUGAAAGGCACGUGCCAUGCUUGGUGCCAGCAGUUCCUCUGUAAGAGACACUUUUGUGCCAUUCCCUCGGUGCCUCAUGCCUUUUGGUCCACCCAGCAGAGAGAAUACAUGUGUGGCCGGGGGUUGGGAUGCUCCCCUCCCAUUCUGCUGUUCAGAAGGGGAUCCCCCUCCCCUGUGCUCACCUACAGCACUUCUGCCUUUUUUCCAUCCUCUCACACCCUCCAAGCACCUGCCAGCCUCUUCCUCUUGCCACGGGCAGCACUCAAAAUAAUCCCCUGUGAAACCUCUUAAUUCUAAGGAGCUAUUUAGGGAGCUAUGCUCAAAUCCCUCCAAAAUCCUCUUUUUCCUGAGGGCUAUGAAAAAUAAAGUAAAUGCCAUUGCCCCCAACCUCUGAUGCAGCAGGGGGGGCUGAGGGGGCCAACAGGAAAGACAGGAUUGCUUCACUGCUUCGCUGCUUCACUUCAAGUGCUGCUUCCCUGGAGAUCCAGGAGAGGGGAGCUCUUCCUGCUGCCAUUCUCCCAGAUGUGUUCCAACAGCUGGCAGCCGGUUGUGAAACACUUGUGCAACAUCUGCAACAUGAUACCGAUGCUGUGUGGCACUGUAAGGCUUUGGCUAGCCAACUGCUGCGUAGCUUGUAGUCUCUCCACAACUCUAUUAAACGAUAUGUUGG
This is a messenger RNA of Athene cunicularia (burrowing owl), 5497 nucleotides long. Its product is annotated as sodium- and chloride-dependent GABA transporter 1-like. Bases 474 to 2270 code for a protein of 598 amino acids. NCBI's taxonomy places the organism in Eukaryota, Metazoa, Chordata, Aves, Strigiformes, Strigidae. Gene Ontology annotation, biological process: sodium ion transmembrane transport; neurotransmitter transport. The transcript is spliced from 15 exons. The record is from RefSeq and is a predicted model, not a curated record. Gene Ontology annotation, molecular function: gamma-aminobutyric acid:sodium:chloride symporter activity. Gene Ontology annotation, cellular component: plasma membrane.